AUGGCGACCAUCACUGAAGAGCCGAUAGUGGCAAUCCCGGUCGAUACUCCUACGAAGAAUUCGAGCCACGACUCCGCUGUGGAGUUGUUGAAAGAGUUGCAGGACCUUCGCGCGAGAAUUCAAAGUCUCGAACAAAGCAAUGCUAAGAUAACCGAGAAAGCUGCAAACGAUAAGGGUGAUAACGACCACAGUCGUGAUGACUCUACAUCCAGCGAUGCAGAGGACGAAGAACCCAAGCAUUACCCUUGUGAUGACUCCGAUGAUGUUAUUAUGGAUCUCCGUUACGUGAAAUGGAAUGAGUUCAAGACGAUGUACGCCGAGGAAAAACGUCAUGUCAUCGACGUCUUGGAAGGCCCUGCGCAGUACUGCUGGCAACAAACCGAAAGAAUCAUCCGUCGCUUCGGUGACUUUGCCCUGAUCAGGGGUGAGGAGGGCGAAAAUACAUCAGAAGGAGACCCAAAGCCCAAAACAGAUACCGGUGGCGCCGAAGACGAUCUCCCAGAGCGUAUUCGAAUUAACUCCAGUCUUCUAGCGUCCCUUCUGAAGGAUAUUGUUUCCCGAAUUGAUCAGUCUGCCCCGUUUGUCGUGUUACGCCCAUACAAAAUACUCGUCGGAUACGACCAGGAGAUACGCGAGCGGCAUCGACAGCUCGCAGCUAAAUGGCGAAUAGGGAGUGGGCAUGAGGAGCUCGAUGACCCUACACUUCUAGAGCCAGGUAAAGAGCCAAUUGAUUCUCGUCAAGCCUUUCGCGCACUCGACUGCCUUGUCAGUUUCAUGGAUCGUCAUCUCAGUCCGGUAAUAAGCCGUCAUCGUGCUCUACUAGAUAACUUCGCUCCAAGCCCAUCGACACUUGACCCAACAAUCUCUUUCAGCAAUCUAUGGUACCUAUUCCACCCAGGUAUGCAGGUGGCUUGUUGGUUCACUCCGGAGCAAAGUGCACCACAUGUCCAGCCAACCAAUCGUCCAAGUAUUUGGAAAGUACUGCAGGUCUCUGAAGGACGACCAGUCUUGAACUCCAACUACUCUGGAAGGGUUAAUCAUUUUAUCAUUCGACUUUAUAAGAUUGGAUAUGAUGGGGAGCGGUUCGGUGUGCUUUCACGAGACUUCCAUCUUCCUCACUUCAGUGGAGAGCGCUCGAUUCGGUCUUUGGGGAUAGUCCCGACUCGAUUUGUGGACGACUACCAAGCGCUGCGCGAUAAGUUGUUGAAGCAAGGCGAGCUCUUUGCUACUUUCGCCACCCCACAACAUCGUUUCUAUUCAGGAUCCACCCUAACGUGUCAUGUGGAUGGCGCAUCCUGCCCGGGGAGUUUUAACAGGCGGACCGACUACAUAAAGGGUAAUAUCAUUGUUGAUUUCAAAACAGCCCGCAACGAAGACCAGGAGUGGGUGCCCAGCUUGUCAAUUCCCAGUACCAUGGGAGGAACAGGAAGUGAAGUUCAGAAACUUUCGAUCUACGACGACGACUGGGUGGAUGUAGAGUUAACCAAGGACUUCAUUCGCGAUGAUGCCUUCCUGGCUCGCCAAGAAUCUGCCCCAGAACAGCAAGUAACCAGGAAGGAAGUGUGGAGCGAUGAUGAGCUUGUUAUGAUGCCCGACCGUGCUUGCGCAUGGGAUCUUCAUCGCCGUCGGUGGGCACUUUGCGAUCUCGAACGCAUGCGUCCUGUUCCUACUGACGAUGGCUGGAAGAAUCUCAAAUUGCGGCCUGGUCACAAAAGAAUGCUCUACGCACAGGUGAAGCGCCAUUUUUCAGAUAGGAAGUCGAAAGAGGACGGAGAAAGCCAGCAAGUUGAUCCUGAUGUGGUCAGAGGAAAAGGAGAAGGCCUUAUCAUCUUGCUCCACGGUGAGCCGGGUGUAGGCAAGACGUCGACUGCUGAAUGUAUGGCGGCUUGGCUUGAAAGACCACUGUAUCCGAUCACCUGCGGUGACUUGGGAACAAGCGCGGAAGUAGUGGAAGACAAGCUAAAUCGUAUAUCCGCCCAGGCUGAGGCGUGGAAUUGCGUCCUGCUACUGGAUGAAGCCGAUGUCUUCCUUGCGGCGCGCAGCAAAACGGAGUUGGAAAGAAAUGCAAUUGUUUCAGGCUUAUUGUUCCUCACCACCAAUCGAGUGGGCUCCUUCGAUGAAGCCUUCGUCUCUCGCAUCCACCUGGCCCUCUACUACCCCGGGCUCAACAAAGGCCAGAACCACGCCAUCUGGGAAAUGAAUUUGGAAAAAGCCAAAGCGCGAAAGACGUCAUUGACCAUCGACAUGGACCCCAUCCUGGAGUGGGCUGAUGCAAACUGGGAGCAGAACAGUAAAUCCAGAACGCGCUGGAACGGGCGACAGAUCCGCAACGGAUGCCAAACUGCCAUCGCGCUGGCGGAAUUCGAGGCCGAAGAAACGUCCAAGCCGGUGUUCCUGCAGGUUAAGCACGUCCAGCAAGUAGCAGCUGCAUCCAAGGAAUUCUACGACUACGUCUCGCGGGUCCUCGGAGCUGACAUGGCGCAUCGGGCUUUUGUUGAACGCCUACGAUUAGACGACUGGCCGUCCAAUAUGCCAGCCGAUCGGGACUUGUACAGAGUAUCUUCCAACUAUAGCCCAUCGAUUCGGGCUCCGGAGGAGAUCACGUCGCCUCCGAGAAACCGACGUCGCGGCGGUGGCCGAGCAAAUGAUCUCAUAAGUAGCUCUGGUGGAGGAGGCGCUCCUCGAACCGCCAAUGUCCAUCAUCAGUGGCAAGCUGGUAGACAUGACGAAUUUGAUGAAUUGGCCUUCCAAUCGCCUCAGAGGCACCGGAUGCAGAGGACUCCAGAAACUACUGGGCGCGGCAUGUCGGACAUACAUGGCCUGCCAUAUGAUGAUGAGGAUGAAUUUCCUGAUGAUUUUGAGUAA
Molecule: messenger RNA, 2865 nt
Organism: Aspergillus niger
Lineage: Eukaryota; Fungi; Ascomycota; Eurotiomycetes; Eurotiales; Aspergillaceae
Exons: 3
Coding region: 1-2865 (954 amino acids)
Molecular function (GO): ATP hydrolysis activity; ATP binding
Source: RefSeq, a predicted model, not a curated record